AUGAUGGAGACUGGGGCAGCGAAGCUCCUGUAUGCGAUGAGUCCUUGGAGCUCAAAGCUGGGGCGUGCACCUGUGGUUGCUGAGCCCUGUGUAGGCAUCUCUGCUUAUCGAGAGUGGAUGCAGAAAGCAGGGCUUGUUUACAGGCCAUGCGCAGCCUACGAUUUCAACAUGGACUUGGUGCCGUUUUGGCGAGCGCUGCGAAACCAGGGUUUGCAGGGGACUUCGGAAGUCAAACUGGGUUUGCAAGAAGGGGACAUCGAGAGGAAUGUCGUGCUGUCAAAACUGUCAAGUGCGGAAGGCUUGAUAAGCGGGCCCCCUUGUCAGCCUUUUGCCUCCACAGGUUUAAGGCAGGGCGCCCAGGACGAAAAAGGCCGCACAGAUGUUUUUGAAUCAGUUGUAAGCAUGAUAUGUGAGGAAGGGUCGCGUGGCUGUCUUCUGUUUUUCAUUCUGGAAAACAGCUCACAUUUGGCUGAUGCCAACCAUGCUGAGUUUCUGAAUGAGAUGCUCUUGAGACUUGAAGUGUCACUGCCAUAUUUUUUGGUAGACACCGUGAAAAAGGAUGCUGCGGAGUUUCUGCCAGUCAAGAGAGGUCGUUUUUUCAUCAGAGGGCUAAGGAGAGACUGCCUGCCAGACCCCAUGCAGGCGUUCCUCCCUGCCCCCCUGUGCUGCACGGAUCUGCUCCCGGCAGUCACACUGGAAGAGAUUUUGGAUUUGAGCUUGGCUGCGACCGAUGUGCAGAGUUUGUGUGCAGGGCACGCUGCUAACCUCACAUUGUACAAGCAGACCAUAUCUCAGUGCAUCGAAGAGCAUCGUGCCCAAGGCAAGCCGCUGCCCUCGAACACGGUUGUUGUGGAGCUCGACCGAAACCCCUUGAGAACUUUCGGCGGGAAGUGGGGGUGGGGCAAGAUCCCAUCACUGAGGACUACGGGGCCACCUUUGUUUCUUCUGAGUUGCGAGGACUUGUCGAGGCCAUGGCAGGUCAUGCGACUGCACAGGUGGCUCAGCAUCGCUGAGCGGUACAGCGCUCUGGGGCAGCGUGCAAGCCACGCGGCCUUGUUCUCGAGAGACACCCAUGCCCUGCAUGCGAUCGGGAACGCUCUCUCGCCAGUGCAGCUGGCCGCUGUUGCCUCGCCGCUCGUGGAGGCAGCGGUCAACUCUGGCGUGCUCACUGCAGGCAACCGUUGCAAAGCCUGCGCAGUGGAGCUUCUGCCGCACACGAAGCCACCGGGUACAUCAGAGAUGCCUCAGAGCAUCAUGUGCAUCAGGUGUGAGGAAGAGACAAGCAUCUUGACGAGCUACCCAACUGGAAGGAACUGCUUGAGGCGGAUCUGCUCCUGCUGUUCGUCCACAGACCGGUGCCUCUCUCGGAUGGCUAAAGCACCGAAGAAGGGCUCUGCCGAAGAAGCCAAAGAAAGCGAGGAGGCCAAGAAAGCUCGAAAAAGCGCUGAGGCCCUGAGGGGAAGCGUGGCCAAGAUGGGUUCCUCGGAGCGUGCCCAGUGGUACCGCCAAGAGAAACGGAAGCGGGCAACCGAGUCAAAGAAAAGCCGCAGGACCUUCGCAACGGCAGUGGGGGCCUUGGAAGAGACUCGCCGGACUGGGAACGAAGAUUGCAGCGGCUCACGAUACAUGACCCCCCGCGACUGGUGCGCACGGGAAAUGAUCCUGAAGCAGUACAGUACCUUGGAGGAUGCUAUGGUAGCCUACGAGCAGCGCUGCACAGAUCCGGACGUUGUGACCAAGGAGAUCAACGGGGAACUCUGCCUCCGGGUCAACAACGGAGGUCUGGAAAAUGUCGUGGACCGCCAUACCGUUGCAGCAUCCGUGCGGCAGCGGACUGACCUUGCGAUGGCGAGCAGCUUGAUGGUUUCGAAGAGGAAAUCGGGCAAGCAGGCCUACGUUCCGGCCGUCGCGGUGCGACGAGAUUUGGAGCAAGAGAAGGAAGUUGCUGAGAACAGAGCUGCUGAAUUUCAGCAGCAAGCCUUGGCACUCAAGGAGAAAGCUGAUCAAAAGAGGAAAGAGUUGAAGGAGAAGCAAGCAACCCAGCUUCCCUCCUUGGCAGUGGCAAAGCUCAGCCUCACCAACGCUAUCCACAAGGCAAAUGCUUCGAUGUCCGAGCUGUUGAAGCGUCAGAAGGCCACAGCAGACACCUUGUGCAAGGACUUGACGAAUGCUUUGUGCAUGUCAGACGUCCCCGUGAAGAGAGAAGCCGAGGAAAAGACGAAAGUGCUGAAUGGCAAGAUCAAGGACCUGGAGACUGCCAUGGAGGAGUCCAUCGCAGAAUGGAACACCAAGGCUGGUGACGAAAGCCUUGACAUCGAAGCCAUGGUGUCAAUGGAGAAGGAUCUGGCAGCCUACAUGAAGGAGUGGCACCUUGGCAAGCACUGCCAGGCAGUGUUGGACACGAAGCAGCAGAUUAAAAACUUCCGCGAAUUCACCUCAGACUGCAAGAAGGAGGUGAAGAAGCGGGACAAGCUGGCCGCGAAGGCGACAGUGAGGGGUUCGAACAAGAAGGCCAAGCUUGAUCAUCCGAACAGCCAGGAGAACCCGCUUCCCGAUGAAAUCAUCAACUGCGCAACGGAGCCAGAGGAUGAGAUGACAGUGCCCCUUCUGCUCCCACCAACGCCGAUGGAAGGCUUUACCCGGGAUGUGACCCGGCACGAGUAUUACAGCGAGCAAAAGAAGUGGGUGGAGCAGAUGCUGCUGAGGAGCAGCCAGAAGUAUUCGUGUGCGGUGGUCACCAGAGACAAUGUGGCCAGGCCCUUCUUGCAGCAGCUGGACCAGAUCCUGCCGGUGCCACUGCGUUCCGUGGCACGACCCUCGAGCAAGGAGCUGCAAGAGAUCUGGCAGUUGUACUUUUACCAGAUGGCCGGGGACUCCGGCCGCCUCUCGAUGUCCACUGACUGGGGCUUGCCCGAAUUGCGCAUCUGCUGCGAAGGCAAGGAGAUCUACUUGGGGUUCCCCGUGAAGCUAGCCGGCAACACGACGGCCGAGAUGCUGCAGCACCUGGAGCGGAUGCGUGCAGAAGAGUUCCUCACGGCAGUUGAGCGGGAUGGCUGGUGUGUGACAUGCCGCCCUGGGAGGGGAGUCGUGCUGCCCACGAAUUGUUUGUUCUGGAGUCCAAAAGAACCGGCCAGCUGCUGA
This is a messenger RNA of Symbiodinium sp. CCMP2592, 3141 nucleotides long. The record is from the annotation of a GenBank genome assembly. NCBI's taxonomy places the organism in Eukaryota, Dinophyceae, Suessiales, Symbiodiniaceae.